AUGUCCAGUUUCUCUAAAGCGACCCAGCAAUGGGCCACUUUUGCGAGAGUGUGGUAUCUUUUAGAUGGGAAAAUGCAGCCCCCUGGUAAACUUGCUGCUGUCGCAUCAGUAAGGCUACAAGGACUGCACAAGCCCAUCUACCAUCAGCUGAGUGACUGUGGGGAUCAUGUUGUCAUAAUGAACACAAGACAUAUAGCCUUUUCUGGAAACAAAUGGGAACAAAAAGUAUAUUCCUCACAUACUGGCUACCCCGGUGGAUUCAGACAAGUAACCGCGGCUCAGCUUCACCGCAAGGACCCGGUGGCAAUUGUCAAGCUAGCUAUUUAUGGCAUGCUGCCAAAAAACCUUCACAGAAGAACCUUGAUGCAAAGGCUGCAUCUUUUUCCAGAUGACGACAUUCCCGAAGAUAUUCUUAAAAAUUUAGUGGAAGAGCUUCCUCAGCCCCGGAAAGUGCCCAGGCGCCUGGAUGAGUACACGCAAGAGGAGAUUGACGCUUUCCCGCGGCUCUGGUCUCCGUAA
Molecule: messenger RNA, 519 nt
Organism: Elephantulus edwardii (Cape elephant shrew)
Lineage: Eukaryota; Metazoa; Chordata; Mammalia; Macroscelidea; Macroscelididae
Gene: MRPL13
Product: mitochondrial ribosomal protein L13
Exons: 6
Coding region: 1-519 (172 amino acids)
Biological process (GO): negative regulation of translation; translation
Cellular component (GO): mitochondrial large ribosomal subunit; ribosome
Molecular function (GO): structural constituent of ribosome; mRNA binding
Source: RefSeq, a predicted model, not a curated record